AUGACGAUUUGGGAGCUUCCAAGAGUUAUCGACUUCAAGGAUUUGACCCCUGAAGAAGAUUUCUACACUUGUGUCCAUCUGACAAGAAAAUCUGGAUCCAGAAGAUGCGGGAACACAAACAACAAACAGGACCGCCAGGAAGCACGACGUCUUUACCUCAAGAUACGAUUCUUCCUCGACAAUGCUACCCCAGUGCAGGAUCUACUGCAGGAUUUUGCUAAAGUCGCUUUGUGUAAACGUAUCCACCGGCCAAAUGACGGAACAGACACACCGUAUCUGAGAAUGGCACAGAAGUGGAGCAACGAUGUCGAAAAGAAACAGCUUGCCAUUCAGCAAUUGACUGAGGAAUUGGCCAUCGAGGCAGUCAUGUCCGAUGCGGAUGUACUACACGAGAAGGUCGUGGACCGCUCUGACGGUGAAGGAACCCAAACGAGCAACGCCAACCCUACUAGUCCAGAAUUUGCACCGUGCAACAUCAUACUCAAAGUGGAACAACCUUCCAUGGCAGUAACAUCUGGAGAUGACUCUGCGCUUGGCAAGCCGACAACACUGGCAAGUGAGCAGAACGCCUGCAGAGAUACUAUAGAUCUUCCUAUUUGCGAGCCUCGACAACCUGAUUCCCAAUCUGGAGCAAUUUCAAUUGCGCCGCCGCAGCCCCUGCCGAAACGGAUAACACGCUCAGGUACCUCCACCAACCUUGAAAAAGAAUACGUUCCAUAUUGCCCGUACCUGUCAGCCCGCACACCGACCCAGAUCAUUCAAGCAACGAACGCUUCCGUGCUUUCCAUCCUGAACAGACCGCUAACCAUCAUGGCCAAGAAGAGCGGGCGGGUGUAUAUCUUCACCCGUCCCGACGAUCCAGCACUCCUGAAGACCGGGUUUACCACCCAUUCCGGUGAGGCUCGGGUGGCGGCUUGGGGCAAAGACUGUUGCUACGCCGCCAAGCUUGAGUUUGUCACCGAGAUGAUGCCUCAUGCUUGGUUAGUGGAGAGACUGGUUCAAGAGCACCUGAAGCAGUAUAGAAGGAAAGAACGAAGGUGUAAGUGGAAAGACUCGUGCUCCAAACAGCACAUAGAAUGGUACGAGAUCGGUGUCAAAGAAGCGAGAAGAGUCAUCGAGAGUUGGGCUGGCUGGAUUCAAAAAUACCGACCGUGGGGAUCCGACGACGUCCUGACGCCGACCUGGGCAUCCUUGCUGAACCAAUACCGCAUUGCUCUGAAAGGCCCUGAUUGUGACAAAGAGAUGUGGGAUCGGUUUGUGAGGAUGGAGGAGCCAAGGAAAGUGGUCCCAGUCGGUCGAAGCGCCGCAUCAAAGCAGGAUCUGAACACCUCAAUCUCAUCUUUUACUGUUCACACCACAGAGUUGAAGCUAUCCUGCAAAUCACCACUUCCCGAGCUACAGACAACGCUUCCAAAGAGAGUGCAUAGCGACUCCUCUUCGGCUCCCUCCCUAUCGCCCUCACAGCCACGCUCCCCGAGCAAACCACCAAGACGAAGCAUACGACAGACUCAGCUUGUAGACAUUCAAAACUUGGAGCUUGGAGAAUUCCCCACCCAACGAGCUGCACCUCGUCCCACGGCGCGAGAGCCACGCCCGGACAGUCCUCAUCUCCGCCUCAGCUUCCGUCGAAAUCUCGAUGCUAGACCGCGUCGCCAUCCCGCGUUCCUUGCGCGUGAUGCAAUCAACCCCCUGACUAACCUCUUUCACCUGCACAGCCUCCCGCUUCACAUCCACGCGGUUAUCCUCGGCUACGUCUUCUACCACGUCCUCGACCGCAUUUUCGCGCCCCAUCGCUUCACUUAUCUGCUCCCACGACCUACGCCCAAUUGA
Messenger RNA from Endocarpon pusillum Z07020, 1830 nucleotides. RefSeq lists its product as uncharacterized. Bases 1 to 1830 code for a protein of 609 amino acids. Lineage: Eukaryota; Fungi; Ascomycota; Eurotiomycetes; Verrucariales; Verrucariaceae. The record is from RefSeq and is a predicted model, not a curated record. The transcript is spliced from 2 exons.